Paramecium sonneborni is the source of this 1702-nucleotide messenger RNA. Lineage: Eukaryota; Ciliophora; Oligohymenophorea; Peniculida; Parameciidae. The record is from the annotation of a GenBank genome assembly.
UAAAAAUGAUAUAAUUAAAAAUGGAAAUUGAACAUAAAUAUAGUAAAUGUGAUGAAUACAAUCUACUUGAAACAUUAGGAAUUGGAAAGUUUGGGAAGUACUGUCUAUUUUGAAAAUUUAGAGUUAAAUUAGGCGAGAAAAAUGGUGAAUAUGUUGCAAUAAAGCUUUUCAAGGAGGAGUUUGGUACAGCUUAAAAUAUCAGAGCACUUGCAAAUGAGGUAAAAUUUCAUCAAAAACUGGAUCAUCCUAAUAUAAUAAAAUUGAUAAAAUUCAGCGAAAAUUUUCAAUAUAGAGUACAAAUAGAUAUUUAUUAAAUAGAAAAAAAAUGGAAAAACUAAGCCACGUGUAGGGGAAAUAUUGGAAUGGGCAAAAGGUGGAGAAUUUUUUGAAUAUGUGUAUUAAUUUGGUAGAUUAUCCCCAGAAGUCUCUAGAUUUUAUUUUAAAUAAUUAUUGGAUGCUAUGAUUUACCUGAAAAACUAAGAUGUAUGUCAUAGAGAUUUAAAAUUGGAGAACAUCUUAUUGGAUGGUGAAUUUAACUUAAAAGUGGCUGAUUUUGGAUUUGCUAAAGGUAUGUCUGCAGCAAAUUUAAGAACUAACAUUGGAACUCUUAGUAUAAUUUUAUAUAAUAUUAUAUAGGUUAUUAAGCACCAGAAAUAACUUAAGGAAAUGGAUAUAAUGGAACUAAAGUAGAUAUAUUUGCGGCAGGUGUAAUUUUAUUUAUUCUAAAUGUUCGAUCUCCACCAUUUACACUAGCUUAAGAAGGGGAUCGCUUUUAUAAAUGGUAUCUCUAAAAUUAGUAAGAAUAAUUUUGGAAGGAACAUUUGAGGUGUAAAGGUAUAACUCCUGAAAUGUUUCCUUAAGAUUUUAGGUAUUAUUAUAUUAAUUAAUAUUUUUAUAGACAUCUUAUAAAUGGAAUGUUAGCUCCAAAUCCAAAUGAUAGAUUUAAUUUAGAAUAAUGUCUUACACAUCCAUGGACAAUGGGAAAAACAGCCACAUUUUAAUAAGUUAAAAAUGAAUUCUAAUAAAAACUUAAUAUAAUGUAAACUUAGAAAAAUGCAUCAAGGAUGUAAAAUUAAUAAAGUAGCAAGAGUAUUUUUAUUAUUUAUUAAGAGAAAUUUGUUUAGGUUUACGCAGAAGCAUUGAUGAUGAAAAUGAAGAAGAUUUUGCAUAAGUCAUUAAAAAAUAUAAUUUAAAUUUUGAUAAAAGACAAUUAACAUUUUGUUCAAACAUAGGAUUGCCAAAUGAAAUAUUACUCUAUUAAAAUCCCAAUUUUGUCUUUUGUUAUUUGUUGAAAUAUUGUAGAAAAUUCAAUGCCUCAGUUAACAAGAUUUAUGAUACUAGAUAUAAAGUUUAUACUUAUUUACAUUUUAGAUUAACUUCGAACUCAUUAAUGAAGAAAAUUAAGAAGAAGAUUAAGAAGAAGAUUAGGAAGAAGAUUAAGUUUAAUAAAAUGAGGAAAUAUUGUAGGAAAACAAAGAGGCCUAAAACUUAAGAUUCUCUAUUGAAAUCAUGGACUAUCAGAAUGAAAUUAUUAAGUUGAAUAUCAAAAGAAUAUCAGGAAAUUAUUUUGAAUUUAGAGAAAUCUAUUUUAGAAUCUAAAAUGUUAUUAAUUUAAUUUACAAUAAAUUCUUGUAGAAAGAAAUUUAAUAAAAUGAAAUUAAGAAACAAAUUUGAAUGAUCAAUUAUAAUAAGAAUUUAAAAU